ACGCUCCAAACGACGACACACAACACAACACAGUGAAGCUGUUUUGCUUCCGCAAGAUGGCGGCUUCUCUCGGCCGAUCUGUGCCGUUGCUUCUUCUUCUUCUACUCCCCACUCUCCAACUCUCUCUCCUCUUUCACUCUACUCUCUCCGAAAUCAUUUUUGAAGAGCGUUUCGAAGAUGGAUGGCAAAGCAGGUGGGUUAGAUCAGACUGGAAAAAAAGUGAGGGAAAAGCAGGUUCAUUUAAGCACACAGCUGGAAAAUGGUCUGGAGAUCCAGAUGACAAGGGUAUUCAAACAUCUGCGGAUGCAAAGCACUUUGCCAUAUCAGCAAAAAUCCCCGAGUUCACCAAUAAAGAUAGGACAUUGGUUCUCCAAUAUUCUAUAAAGUUUGAGCAGGACAUUGAAUGCGGCGGCGGUUACAUAAAACUUCUCUCUGGAUUUGUAAAUCAGAAGAAGUUCGGAGGGGACACUCCUUAUAGUUUAAUGUUUGGACCAGAUCUAUGUGGCACACAGACUAAGAAGCUACAUGUAAUACUGUCCUACCAGGGCCAGAAUUACCCUGUCAAGAAAGAUCUUGAAUGUGAGACAGAUAAAUUAACACACUUUUACACAUUUAUUCUGAGACCUGAUGCAACUUAUAGCAUCUUGAUUGACAAUAGAGAAAGAGAUUCUGGAAGCAUGUAUACAGACUGGGAUAUCCUUCCUCCUCGAAAAAUUAAGGACAUCAAUGCGAAAAAGCCUGCAGACUGGGAAGAUAGAGAAUAUAUUGAUGAUCCUAAUGCUGUCAAACCUGAGGGAUAUGAUUCAAUCCCAGCUGAAAUUCCUGACCCAAAAGCCAAGAAGCCUGAUAACUGGGAUGAAGACGAGGAUGGGAUAUGGAAACCACCAAAGGUUCCAAAUCCAGCAUAUAAGGGACCAUGGAAGCGCAAGAAAAUAAAGAAUCCCAACUAUAAGGGCAAAUGGAAGAUUCCUUGGAUUGAUAACCCAGAAUUUGAAGAUGACCCAGACCUUUAUGUUCUGAAGCCAAUUCAAUAUGUGGGCAUUGAAGUUUGGCAGGUGAAGGGUGGUUCAGUUUACGACAACGUUUUAAUUUGUGAUGAUCCAGCAUAUGCAAAACAAGUUGUGGAGGAAGUAUUUGCUAAUAGAGAGGCUGAAAAGGAAGCCUUCGAAGAAGCAGAGAAAGUGAGAAAAGCAAAGGAGGAAGAGGAAGCUCAAAGAGCGAGAGAGGAAGGUGAAAGGAGGAGAAAGGAGAGGGGCUAUGAUCGAAGAUAUCGAGAUAGGGAGCGUUACAGAGACAGAUAUAGAAGGCAUGAUCGUCGUCGCGACUACAUGGAUGAUUAUCAUGAUGAACUCUGAUGGAAUCUUCUGCGUCUCUGUUUCGCAUGAGUUCCACACUGCUCCAAUUAAUCGUGCUUUAAUCUGUUCUUUGAAAAUAACGGUUAUUUUCAAAUGUUGUAAAAUUUCUUGUUGUAACUGAAGUUGUAGAAGUAUUUCCUGGCAUUGUAUGCGGCUUCUAAAGAACUUUGUGUAUUGUUUCCUCAUUGGACAAGGUCCAUUUUAGCCUUUACAUUACAAAUCAAUGGAAAAUUGAGUUUGUUUUAACU
This is a messenger RNA of Camellia sinensis, 1603 nucleotides long. RefSeq names its product calreticulin-3. Lineage: Eukaryota; Viridiplantae; Streptophyta; Magnoliopsida; Ericales; Theaceae. Gene Ontology annotation, biological process: protein folding; ERAD pathway. The record is from RefSeq and is a predicted model, not a curated record. Gene Ontology annotation, molecular function: calcium ion binding. Gene Ontology annotation, cellular component: endoplasmic reticulum; endoplasmic reticulum membrane.